This is a messenger RNA of Hymenoscyphus albidus, 4992 nucleotides long. Lineage: Eukaryota; Fungi; Ascomycota; Leotiomycetes; Helotiales; Helotiaceae. The record is from the annotation of a GenBank genome assembly.
AAUUAAAAAAGUCAUAUCAGAAGUUCUAUGGAUUUCCCAUCUCCACGAGCGCUCCCCAACUUCCUCCCCCCUUUCGACCAGAUAUCUCCGUACUCCGUAUCCCGUACCGAGACUGUACUAUUCAUCGCCUUACUUGACCCAUUGGGCCGUCUCAUGAAUCUCAACGGCGAGCUCGGAAGAUCUCAAUUUGUUUGAGAUCCCCUAAUUUCCCCAAACUUUUAUCUACCUAGACUCUAGACCACCCGCACCGCACCUAUCACCGGCACCAACCCCAUCAUCACUCCGUCUCUCGCCGGGCACCAGAACCAGCACCAGUGCUCAUAUUCAACGCACGCAGCACGCAGUAGCACUGGCAGGCAAGGCAGUCUUAGGUCUAGCUAAUCUCCAAUCAGUAGUAGUGCCCCGCCUCAACACCAUCACCAUCAUCAUCACCAUCUUUUCUGAUACGUCAAGUAUUGAGCCUGGCGUGCGAUACUCAAAACUCAACUCUGCCAGAUUCAGCCUCACCGUCCUGCUCUGCCGUCCUGUCCCUGACGGCGGGAUUGCCUUCUUUGGCGCUGCGUUGGUGUUGAUCACACUGCACUGCACAGCAGCUGCAGCAUUAUUAGAGGAACCACCGUGCGGUCCAAAUCUCCCUACGGCCCCUGAAUCCACUUCGAGCGGCGAUAAACUUUUAGAUCGUGCGGACCGUACCAGCCCAAUUCUCUUUUCCCUGGUUCAUACAAUCCAACAGAUCCAGUCAACACAACUUCAAGGUCAGAGAUAUCCAUCCUCAGCUCAGACUGUGCGAACUCGCAUGUCAUUCACUACGACAACGUCAACCAUUCGCUCCUUAUCUCGCGCCCAUAAACCAGCAACUCGCUGCUGCUGCGUGCCUGCGACCUAUAAUUAAAACGACCCAUUUCCCCCGAGCACCGAAUGCUUAAUACCUAGACCGUCAACGCAAACAUAUCCGCCAUGGUGGGCUUUUUCUCGAGAAAGAAGGGCAAGGACGGUCCUGCAAAGACGUCCAAGAAUAAAAAAGGGCAACAGCCAGAAGUCGAGGCUGCGCCGCCGCCACCUCGAUGGGAAGACGCGUGGACACGAACAAGCGUCGAUCCGGAGGAGGUACAAGAGCUGUUGAGAGGCUGUACAAUUGAAUUGAAGUCCAGAGGUACGAUGAGGAUGGAGAAGCGCUCUCGCUCCGAUUAUGCAUGGGACCAUUCCUAUGUUUGCUAGGGGUAACACAGGCUAAUCGUUCCUUUCAGCCCUUGAUAUGCCAUUUCUGCUGCUCCCCUUCCGACCAACAUCUAAUCCUAGCGCUGCGCGUACUUUCAUUCGAAAUUUCUUCGAUCGUGGCCAAUUAUAUGGCGACCUGCUCUUGCAGGAGUUGCGAUUAACAGAGCCAAUGGUGAAGUUCAAUGGCUGUUGGUAGAAAACAACGAAUACUAACAAAGAACAGGUUCUAUGCAGCGUCAUAAAAUGGUGUUGGAGUAGAUUACCUGGUGGAGUCGUCGGUUAUGAGGCAUAUGAAAUGUUCAAGGUUGGCGAAUAUGGUUGGUAAAAUCCUGUUGGUGGGAAAUAUUUGAGUACUAACUGAAUUUUGAAGAUUCCAACAUGGCUAGAGAUUCUUUUGCGAUUUUUAUACCCCUCAGUGUGGACACCGAUGCGCGUACUAAAAUUAUUUUUGAUUUCUUCGACCUCCUUGCAGCGAUUGCGGCACAUUCCAAGCUGAACGGAUUUGGUGGAAGAAAAUUGUCCAGAUUAGCAGGGUGGUGGGCUUUUGAGCAUAACGAUGGAGGCAAUGGAUUUGAAGGAGGCUACAAGAGUUGGCUACGGUAAAAUCACACCCCACAUGCUAUCAAAUCCUAAUAAUACUGACUUACGGAUAGUGCUGCUGACGCCUCAAGUCAUUUGUUCUUCGCAUAUCUACGCUCCUUGUCACCCGAAUCUGUAAAGGGCAUGAAUGGUAUUUCUAACCUCCCCAUGUCCCUUCAAAAGUUGGUCCAGGAGACAGAAUAUCCACCGCAACGGCCAUCGUUACUGCAAACGCGGACCACCAAGGUCAUUAUGAUUGUAGAUUCUGUAUCGCCAACACCAUUCGCUCUUUUGCGCCGAGCCAAUCACUUCGAAUACAGAGAUGACGACCGGGCGCUGCAAGAAUUCGCUGAAUACGAGGAUCCUGUGAAAGCACUUACUGAUGAGUGCCGCCGAGUCCUCAAAUCGAUUGCAUCGGCGAAUCAAUCACAAGCAUCAAAUGCAAAAGAGUCAACUGGGUUGCGUGAUGCGUCAUGGUCCAGAUUUGAAGAUAUUGGAUUUUCCGGCGGUCUUGAUGUUCAGGAUGAUGACGAUGAGAGUAGUUUUAUGAAGAAGCCACGCCAGCAAGGAUUAAGGACGACACCUCACCCAAGAAAUGCGGGAUUGAAUCGUCCGACUACCCCUUCUUGGGCGGAUUUCUUAUCCGUUGGGUUCGUUGACGAGUCGAAGAAUGGACCUGCUCCGUUGUUACUACCGCCAGACAAGAUCCUUCCCCCAAUCAAUACUCGUGGACACAGCUCACAAUCGGCGGCGCCUAGACUAGAAUCCAAUUCAAACCUUGAACCUGGUGAGUUGGCGAGUAUCAAUCGAUUCGAUUUAGAUGAUUCCUUCUGGUGGGUUUGGAUGAGCAGUUUGGCUGGUGAAGAAAGCUCGGUACGCAAAGCUGCCUUUGGGCGAUGUGCUCUAAUUGAAACCGUCAUUCGUGGAGGCAAAUGGCUCGUCAUGGAAGAAAUGGUCAAGGGAGCUGCACCGGAUCCAGCGGAAGGCGCAUAUAUCGCGGAGAAGAAGAGCUUUUGGAGUCGAAACAAGAAGACAAAAGCGGCCCGACGAAAAUCAACAGGCAAACAACCGCUGGAGCAGAACCCUGCACUGCAACCUAACCCGAUGAAUCAAAACGAAGGCACCAGCAAAAUUAGCAUUGGACCGGAUCAACAUGCACGUAUUCAGGCAGCGGCCAUCCAACUGCAACAAAGGCAACGUCUAAUGGAAGCUGAACAGCAACAAGGUAUUCGACGAGGACGAUUUGACAACGACAUGAUGUCACAAAAGACAGCAAGCGUAUUUACUUUGCAGCCUGUUAUUAUGAGCGAAGCUUCGCCCGCGAUGAAAUGGGCCAAUAAAUAUGACAAGGAUGCCAUUAGAGACGCAUAUCUGAAAAAUAGAGAUCACGGCCGCGGACUUGCUCAGGCAACCAUACAAAGGAACGGGGACAGUUUACGCGAAGUUUCCGAAUCAGAGACCUCGAGAGAAAGAAACCUUCCAGCUAUUCCUAGUUCAUCACAGGGUCCUGCUGUUCCUUCAAAGUCACCACCAUCCCCAGAACCAGUUGCUGCGGCACCACCAACUCCUCACCCACGUGAAGAGGAACAAGUUCAAGCAGAACAAGCAGCGGAUGUUGCUCUCCCACAAAGAAAUCGUACACCUGUCGGUGCUUCAACACAAUCCCCUAUGCCAACACCUCCAGCAACUCGCGUUGAGCAAAGUAUGGAUAGUGUCAGACCCUCCAUGGACCACGGUGGUUCAAGCCCUGAGAGCAAGAAGCACAACAAGUUGGAGAAGAAAAAGAAGGACGCUGCUGGCGGCGGAGGUGGUUUCAGAAAGAUAUUUGGUCGCAACAAAAAAGAGAGCAAGCCACCAUCUGCCUCUCAGAAUGGAAACAACCAAGCCAGUGCCAGUGCCAGUCUUCAAGCACCAACAUCAGGUGGCGGACUUGGAAGAAGGUUAUCAAACAUGCGUAAGAAGCCAGCGGUAAUCUCCGCCCCAAUACCAAUAGCUCCUGUCAGUCAACAGCAACCUUCGGACGAUGACAUUACACCAGUUGCAUCUCCUCAUCCUGAGCAACAGCAGCAGCAAUUUGAGAGAGCUUAUGAACCAUCUGUUGAUACCAACGAUGAACAAGAGGCCCACCAGGCAUUCUCCAAAUUUGAUCAAGGGCCAAUGGACGAUGUUCCAGCUCUUAUUCCUGAGGAAUCUCCAAAGACUAGCCUGGACGAGGUCGCUCCUCCUCCAGUCCCCGGAUCACGUGAUUCCGAUGAUAAUUCUAUGCCACUGACCAAAGAGACCUCGCCUCAACCAGAUAGAUGGGCUCAAAUUAGAAAGAAUGCAGCAGACCGAGCAGCCGCUCGACAAAGUGAGGAGCAAAGCCGAGGUGGAUACAGCCAGAAGACUGAUGGAGACGAUGGAGAGACCAGUGGAGAAGAGAGUAAGUCGAAUUGAUUCCCUCUAAAUUUGGAUACUAACACACAAUAGCAAUCGAGUCACGAGUAGCCAGAAUCAAGGCUCGUGUGGCCGAGCUCACCGGCAACAUGGAGCAAGGUGCAGGAAGUCCUACCACUCCACCUGUCCGCAGUGCAAGAUACUAGAAAUCGAAUCCGCAAACCUAGACACCACAACACUCAAAAUCUUGUUCCACCAUCUUGAGGAUUCAUCCUUUCUCGACGACCUCGAAACAACCUAUGUUUAUUUUUCCGAUUUUUUUCCUGGAAACUAACAAAAAUGCCAUCAUCUUGUACUUUGCUAUUGUAUGUCUGGCUUUGCGAGAGUUGCAUUGGCGCAGGAUGCUAUUUUGUUUUUGUUUUUUCCGCUUGUUCUUUUUUAUUUAAUUCCACGUAGACUACGUUUGUUUACGCGCUUCUUCUUGAGAUACCAAAUACAGAUUGCUAGCGAUCUUUCUUCUUUGGCUUCGGGCUUCUUUUGUUUUUAUGUUCUUUCCGAGUUACAGUGGGGGGCAGAGAUGGAGAAUCAAGUGGUGAGGGGGAAGAAUUGUAGGAGAUGAUGAUUCGAAGAAUGGAUGGGAAAGACGAGGAUGGAUCAUCAAUUUCCUUACUCCAUUGCGAGUUCAAUGGAUGGGAGCGCGAGCAGAGAAGAGAGGUCGUACAUUUAGAUACCAUUGGUGCUGCUGCCCUAUUUCGUGUUGUAUUUCUUGAUGGGGGUUGUGGGGUGGUAAUGGGAUGAAUCUAUGUUGAUUUUAGAUUG